Molecule: messenger RNA, 3362 nt
Organism: Ctenopharyngodon idella (grass carp)
Lineage: Eukaryota; Metazoa; Chordata; Actinopteri; Cypriniformes; Xenocyprididae
Gene: jade1
Product: jade family PHD finger 1
Exons: 11
Coding region: 165-2711 (848 amino acids)
Biological process (GO): regulation of transcription by RNA polymerase II
Cellular component (GO): histone acetyltransferase complex
Source: RefSeq, a predicted model, not a curated record
ACAGCAGUAGAAACGCGCAUACGUAACCUGCAUGUGUUUGUGUGUGUGGGGUGGAGGAGAGGCGACUACACAAACUCUGAACAAGCGCCACAUAGAAACGCCAGCGCAGGAUCAAGAAUAUCUUAUUUUAUUUCUGCAUCACUUGAAGGCCACGGCAGCUGAUAAUGAAGCGAAGCCGUGUCCCAAGCACCAGUGAGGACUCAGACAAUGGAAGUAUCUCCACGUCCUGGUCUCAGCACUCCAAUUCCAAGCACAGGAAACAGAAUGGAAAGAGACCCUCAGAGGUGUUCAGGACAGACCUGAUCACCGCUAUGAAGCUGCACGAUUCUUACCAGCUGAAUCCAGAGGAUUAUUAUGAGCUGGCCGAUCCCUGGCGACAGGAGUGGGAGAAAGGGGUUCAAGUCCCCGUCAGUCCUGACUCCAUACCACAGUGUUCAGUGCGCACUGUAGCUGAGAAAAGCCCCGCUCCUCUAUUCAUCAGGCCGAAGAAGAUGAUUCGCUCAUCUGAGUCAUCGAUGCUGGGGUACGUGGGUAUUCAGACGCUAGCUGAUGGCAUGUGUCGUUAUGACUUGAAUGAGGAGGAUGUAGCUUGGCUGCAGAUCGCUAAUGAGGAGUUCAGUAAGAUGGGCAUGCAACUCCUGGAUGAGCUGACAAUGGAGCGUGUCAUGGAGGAGUUUGAGCGCCGUUGUUAUGACAACAUGAGCCACGCCAUGGAAACGGAGGAGGGGCUUGGCAUCGAGUACGACGAGGACGUGGUGUGUGACGUCUGUCAGUCCCCUGAUGGCGAGGACGGCAACGAAAUGGUGUUCUGUGACAAGUGCAACAUCUGUGUUCAUCAGGCGUGUUACGGGAUACUGAAAGUUCCAGAGGGCAGCUGGCUUUGCCGUACCUGUGCGCUGGGCAUCUUUCCAAAAUGCCAUCUCUGUCCUAAAAAAGGCGGAGCAAUGAAACCCACCCGCAGUGGUACCAAGUGGGUCCACGUCAGCUGUGCUCUCUGGAUACCAGAAGUAAGCAUUGGUAACCCUGAGAAGAUGGAGCCUAUCACUAAUGUGUCUCAAAUACCCAGCAACAGAUGGGCUCUAAUAUGCUGUCUGUGUAAAGAGAAAACAGGAGCUUGUAUUCAGUGUUCUGCCAAAAGUUGCCGUGUGGCAUUCCAUGUGACUUGCGGUCUCCAUUGUGGGUUGAAGAUGAACACGAUCCUCACGGAGGCGGAUGAAGUUAAGUUCAAAUCCUUUUGUCCCAAGCACUCAGGCAUGGACUGGAAUGAGGAAGAGGGGGAUGAUGACAGACCAGUAAAAGUCCAGACCAGCGAAGACAGAGGGAGAAAUAGGGGAGCAGACAUCUCGUCCUCUUCACAGCCCAGACUCGCACAAAACCCUGAAGAGACCAGACUCAGUGAGCGUAAGCUUCGAGUCCAGCAGCUCGAGGAUGAAUUCUAUCGCUUUGUUGCUGUCGAUGAAGUUGCUGAGCACCUGCAGUUACCCCUGGAGACGGUGGACUUCUUGUUCCAAUACUGGAAGUUGAAAAGGAAGGUGAACUUUAACCAGCCGCUCAUCAUGCCGAAGAAGGAGGAAGAAGAUAGCCUUGCCCGGAGGGAACAGGAAGUGCUUUUACGGCGACUUCGCCUCUUCACGCAUUUACGUCAGGAUCUAGAGAGGGUGCGUAAUUUGACGUACAUGGUCAGCCGCCGGGAGAGGAUUAAACGGACCUUGUGCCGAGUACAGGAACAGAUCUUUCAUCACCAUGUCAGGUUGCUCGAGCAAGGACGCAUCGCUGGUAUAUCCUCUACUAGACGUUUGGAGGAGGCAAUGUUUUACUUUCGAACAACGCCACCCGUGCCUGUGUCCCCCCAACCUUUAAAGGGUCAUUGUGGGCAGAACAGUGCCCUGGGCUCCACUGAGAAGGGGAGCAACCCUUAUAGAGUCUCUAGGCAUAUCGAAGCAGACAAGCCUGCUAAAAUGCCCAGACUGGACAGCCUGGUCAUGGACAACGUUCCCAGUUCUGGGGUCAUUGAUUCAGGCUCUGGAGCUUGUAAAAUUCAGAGAAACGAGACGGCGGCGUCAGCUACAGUGAAACGUUCGGAGGGCAGGCCAAGAGGUGGUGAAUCUCAUAGAAGAGAUGAGGAGAGCGAGUGCCCCCUGGAGGACAGGAGGAGGAGCAAGCUGUGGGAACAGGUGUCCAUCAAAGACAAACUGAGACAGUCGAAGCCUAUUGAGGACACGCUAAAGAAUAAGACAGAGCAUGACAACAUGGAUGAAAGAUUGUUGCUGUCUCACAGCAAAACCACUUCUAGUUCUGUGGUCACUGCUCCGACCACGUAUAACGGAUCGCCGAGGAAGACAAACGCCAGCCAUCAGGGAAAAUUAGUGCCAAAUGGAACAACUAAGCGGCAUCUGAAAAACUGGGGCAGUUUCAGAAUCCCCAAACGGAGCGAGAGAACAUCAGCAGGGAAAGAUGUGCAGGACAGAAACGACAUGGUGGACCAAAAUUCUUCCUUAAAAACUUUUAAUACAAGUCCCGUCGCCGCCACCUCCUCCUCCCCUCAAAUUAGGACCCGGCUGCGGACAGGAAGUGAGAACCGAAGCCAUGUGGAAGAGUCUGAUCUUGGCCAAUCAGAGCAGGGAAAGAGGUGUCACACCCAAAGACUUCGAAGCCCGAUGACUAGACGUUACGGUUCGGACGUGAUCCAACGUGGAGUACUUGCAUCAUAAAAUGUGUCCAAAAAUAUUAUUUUUGUCCUCUUCAUUUGCUUUUCAAUGAAAGGUGAACAGGUGGAAUGAUAUUUAUUUUUCUAUUCUGUAAUUUUCUGCUGUUGCUGAAACUAUUUUUUGUGUGUAUGUUAAAAACAAACCCGGAGAGGUUUCAAAGACCAAACAAUUGGCUGAUGAAGAAAAAUAUCUUUGUAAUAAUGAAUGAAACAAAUCAGGUGAAAUUAACUGGCACAAUUCAUAGAUGAGUUAUGAGCACUUGUGAGGAUGGUACCAGCAUGAAACUAAGCCAGUACAGCCCAACUGUCUUAAGUCCCACAGAAUUACUGCACUUAACUGAGCACUUAACUGUUUAAAAAAUAACUGACCACAACAGUCUAACCAGUGUCCAAAAUUUAGGAAAGACUUUAUAAUUUAUUUCUCAGUAUUUAGCUAACUUAAAAGGCCAUCAUGUUGUGUACGUGUGAUAUGUGCCAUACUUAACCUGUGGCACCUUUUCCUUCUCAGGUAAAAUCUGCUUAUAUUUGUACUUAAUUUAUAGUGUUAUGUCUUUCUUUUUUCAAACAAACUGAGUGUGUAACAGGUCAAUGCCUUAUAUGUACUCUCCUUUCCAGAAAAACACAAAUAAAAAAACAUCUCUUUCUGUUUACCAUA